CAGAAAGAAAGAGCGUUAGAGAGAGAGAGAAAGAGAGAGAGAGUCGGGGAUUUCGCUGUAAUCAUGUUCGAAGAGUAUUGAUUCCGUGAGCGCACUCCAAUUGGCAGCAUCUCUACUAUAUAGUACAGCGCCGGCGCGUCAUCCUCGGCUCACAUCGACGGGAGCGAGUUGUAAGCAAAUGAGAACAUGUGUGGCAUCUGAGAGAGAGAGAGUGAGAGGAAGGAGCAAAAAGGAGGUGUGAGAAAAGCCAAUUUUCUCGUCCCUGACAACUGGAUGCGAGAUUUGAUUGCCGGGCUAUUUUCUUUCUCUUCUUUUUAUAUAUCUAUAUUAUUUUUUUUCUUCUCUCAUCCAAGGAAAUGAUCGAUUCGUCACAUGCGCACGCCUCUUCAUUAUAAUUGCAGACAGUUGGGGUGCUGUUCAGGCUGAAUGGACUUGAAUAUGUCGCUGCCAGCGUAAUCCGUGCAGACUGGAAGAUUUAAUAAUUCACGGUAAUCACGCAUUAUCGCCUCAGUGGAUGCUCUCUGCACAGCCCUGGUGAUUUUUUUUAAAACCCCCCUCCUCAUCUUCUUCUUUCCUGAUUCUUCACGUUGUCUUCUACAGGAUUUAUCGACGGCUGCUUUUGCUUCCUUAUCUGAAAUAUCAUCUGUUGCUGCAACUGGAAUGAAAAGCCCCCGUGACUGGCUGAGGAACGCUGAAGACUUAGUGUAAUAGGAUGAAACGGAUUGAAUAAGACAUAUUUUUUCCAAUAAUAUAGCACUUUAGUUAAAAUGGACAAGAAAUUGCUAUUAUUUUUAUUACUACUCUUAUCUCUACACACAAGGUUGUGAUUUUCUUUUUUUUAUUAUUCACGAUGAUUGUCCUACUCCAGUGAAUUGGCUCUGAUUGAUUCUGACUGAGCUUAAUAGGCAUAUUACAAAGCAGAUUCCAACGUGAAGUGCUGCUGAGGACAGUUUCGUCCCUUCAUUUCGGUUUUUUUUUUAUUUUAAUAUAUUUCCCUCUAAAGGGAUAAAUGUUGAUGAUGGAGGACGACGAACUGGACGCUCAUCAGGUUGAUCCGGACUUCGAGCCGCAGAGCCGGCCUCGCUCGUGCACCUGGCCACUGCCAUGCCCGGAGGACUUCCCCGGCGGACAAGAGGUGAGCGGGGGUCUCCCGCUGGCCAGCAUCAAGGUGGAGCCGGAAGACGUGCCGGCGUGCAGAGCCGGGCUCGCGGGCGGCAAUCCCGCAGAGCUAAAGCACCCGACUGGGGCCCCGGCACCCACGGUCGCGACGCACCCGUGCCUGGCCGGCGCGGCACUCGACGUGACCGGGUCCUUGCGCAAAGCCAAGUCCUCUCGUCGGAACGCGUGGGGGAACCAGUCCUACGCGGAUCUCAUUACCCGCGCCAUUGAGAGCACCCCGGAGAAGAGGCUCACGCUGUCACAGAUCUACGACUGGAUGGUCCGUUAUGUGCCGUAUUUCAAGGAUAAGGGCGACAGCAACAGCUCGGCUGGUUGGAAGAACUCCAUUCGACAUAACCUUUCCCUCCACACUCGAUUCAUCCGGGUGCAAAAUGAAGGAACAGGGAAGAGUUCCUGGUGGAUGCUAAACCCAGAUGGAGGAAAGAUGGGAAAAGCCCCAAGGCGACGGGCGGUCUCCAUGGACAAUAGCACUAAAUACUUAAAAAGCAAAGGCAGGAUCAGAGGCAAGAGAGUAGGUCGUCCUGGGAUUGGAGCAGGAUCUGCUGUAGGGGGCCUUCAAAGCUCCCCAGACCAUGGUAGUCCAUCACGGAAAACCCUCCCAGGGCCGGGAGUUGCAUCUGGGACAGAUGGAGAGUUUGACGCUUGGACCGACCUCCAUUCUAGGGCUAGUUCAUCAGCUUCCACCUUAAGUGGACGUCUCUCACCUAUCUUAGCAGAGGUAGAACCAGAGGAACCAGAAGAAGGUGGUCUAUCCUGUUCUGCCUCCCCUCACCUUUAUCCAUCACCAACCAGUGCCCGCUCUCCAUCAAUGGGGGCAGGAAAUCAUUGUCCUCCACUUGAACAGCUGCCUCAACUGGCUAACCUAGCAGGUGCCAUAAGUUUAGAUGAGCAGAUGAUGGAGGAUGGUUAUCAUCAUCACUGUCCACAGCAACAUCAACAACAUCCUGCUGUUGGCCGAAAUAAGCACCAAACUCCUGUGUAUCACUACAACUCUGGAAUGAAGGGGCAGGUCUCCUAUGGUGGAGGAGUCUACAACACAACAGGGAUGGGUAUUCUUCGUCACCACUCACCAAUGCAGACCAUUCAGGAGAACAAGGCUACCAGUUUUUCUGGAACCAUGCGGGCAUACUCGAGUACAAAUGCACUACAGAGUUUAUUGACAGGAGGUUCUGCGGUGCAACAGUACAGUUCUAAAGACCUGAUGCUGGGACAGGAGAGGGAAGGCCAUCCUAUGUUGGGUCAAGCGAGUAAUGGAGUAGGACCCACCCACCAUAGCCACCAUCCUGUGCACCACAAUGGAAUUCAUAACCAUAAUAGAACUCACAACCACACCACUGGUCAUAAUCACAACAGUGUAAGCAACCACAACCCACCUCACAGCCUUGCUCACAAUGGUCACAAUCUCAGCCGGAGCCAUACCCACACACCACCACGAGCGGCAGCUCUGACCCCAUGUGGAAACAGCAAUCAGCUACAGACUUACAAUCACAAAGCUCCCUACUUGUACAGCCCCCCAUCCCAUGCUCACCUUCCUGCUUCUACAACCCUGCCCCCUAACCCAGCGGGUAUGCUUGGCAUGCCUCAGGAUUCCUGUCACGUGGCUUCCACCCCACACCCGCGUCACAAUCAUUACCCAGACUCACAACACCAGGGUUUGACUAAUGGACCCUACCAUCAUGGCCAGGGAAUGGGUAACGGCAGUGUUGGUAGUAGCUACCAUGGCUAUCAUCAGCCUUACCCUCAUGACAGAUUACCAGCUGACUUAGACAUUGACAUGUUUCAUGGUAGCUUGGACUGUGAUGUGGAGUCCAUCCUCCUACAUGACAUUAUGGACUCAGGGGAGGAGAUGGAUUUUAACUUUGACUGCUCCCUUGCUCAGGGGGUUGGGAUUGGAAUGGGAAUGGGAAUGGGUGUGACUAUGGGCAUGGGAAUGAGCGGUCUGGCCGGUCCACAGCAGGCCCACAGCAACCAGAGCUGGGUACCUGGCUGAACUGAAAAACAAAAACUUCAGGACUGCGAUCCAACUUUUGAAGCACUGUGCCCUACCAUGACAUUCCUGGCUCUGAACAAAGCCUAUAGGACCAAGCACCCCACCCUAUCUUUUUUGUUGUCUUACUCUAUCACCCCUACUCUGUUUAAUCCCCUUCUUACUGAGAGAUCUACUUCAUGUCAGAUUAAUUUUUUUUCUUGAAUCAGCUGUACUGUGAUGACAAUCUCUCAGCUGUGCUUGCCCGGCAUCGCUUCUCAUUUACCAUGAGAACUGAACUCUGAAUGCACUUUAUUGCAAGUGGGUCACAUCUCACGGUGCAAUGCCUUCACAGAGCAGCUCAGGCAGAGCUUGGCUUGUUUUCUAAGGUGCAUGCAACAUUUGACAGGAACAAGCAAGGAACACAACUAAUGAAAGCGUCAGAAAUAGGAACUAAAAAGCUGGAUUUUUUUUUCUGGUGCGGCAGAGACUAAUUUACAAAUGUCUACUAAUGUUGAUUGGAUGCUUGAUUACAGUGAUUCUGUAUUGGGGUGCAAAAUGUACUUCUCUAAAAUUUCAUAAUUUCUUACCAUAUUUAAAAGAUGAGUUCUGACAGUGAUUUAUUUGACAGUUUUUUAUUAUGGUUAAAAUUUAUUUCAAAUAAAUUUAUACACAUGCAAAUUCAGAAAUUCUAAUUGAUUUUUCUUCUGCAGCCAUGUUAUUUUAAUUUUUCUACUUUACGUUACGAAGGUUGGAUUUUUUUCUUGAAUGUAACAUGUAAAGACUGCAUUGCCAUUGGUUACUAAAGACUCAUCAUGUCAUUAAAUGCAUGCCAUCAUUAGUGGCAAGCAUGCAAUUUGGUAAAUUACAGAUAUUUUUAUUACCUUGCUUCACCUGCGCUUCUUGAACUGGUUUGUCUCUCCCCUGUCUGUCUGGUGUUGCAGACAAAGUGACCAUUCCUCACACCAAGCCAUUAAUGUGGCUUGAUUGAAAUUCAGCAUCUUGCUUUUAAUCUCCAAAGUGAUGCAGAGGCAAUGUGUCAUUAUUGAGAAUUUAACGUGUUGUCCUUCCUUGCUCACCCCCAGCUGUCUUUAGCAUAAUGCACCAGGAGCAUUCAGACAAAACGGUGAUUAACUUUAUGUCACUCUGCCUGCCGCUCUGCUCUGAGAAGGGGCAAUGUCACUGUCCACUUCCCCGCUCAAGGAGGGUAAAUAAUACAGAGAACAAAGCCUGUUGUUGCAGUGGGAUCAGUUAGUCUCAGUUUUUAUGCUCUUUGGAUCAAUGUGUCUGAAAAACAGUAGUGUACUCACAUCGUAAAUGAUCUCUAUCAUCUGUGUUAUGUUCCUUUGUUUUCAAAUCUAAUAACCUGAUGUUCAAUCUGUAAAACAGGUGCAAAGGGAAAUACUUAAAGGGACAGGUAUGGAUUUUUGAAUUAAGGUUCUGGAAAAAGGUUAACUAACUUCUAAAAUCAUAUGUGAAAUAUAUAUUUGUCUUAGCAUCUUCAUUAAGUCUAAAUCAAGAUUAGUUGAGCCUAGAGGUUCAAGCUAAUUUCUAGUCCAAAGUGGACUUAUUUUGUCUUGAAACCAAACCUUUGAUCUGAAAAAUGUGCAAACUCUAUUUUAUAAACCUUUAAACUAUUGUCACAUUUGCAUUGGACAGUGGUUGGGACUUACAAGGGAAAUGUUGGUAGGUGGUGUGCCACCAAUGAUCUUCCUUUUAUAAAAGAAUACAGAGUGGAACGUAAAUCGCUUCUCUUCAGAGUAACCACCUAACAGAAUGUGUAUAACUAUAAUGUUUUUGCUUUUUACACUUAUCUUGUGUCUUAAACAUUUACUCUUACCAGAAAUGCUUUAUAGCUUCUGUUCUCAGUAUGUGUUUUGCAAAGGAAGUUAAUUUGUGGUGCAUUGCCUCCCACCUGUUUUGUGUAAAAGCUGCUCAAUGCAAACAUGACAGUGACAGAUGUUUCAAAAGGUGGCAUGGAGGUGGUGUGGGGAAAGAGGGGUGAGAAUGAUACACUUGAGUUAAUACACCAAGAUUGGACAGAAGCCAUGCCAAAUUUCAGAAAUAGUAUAUUGUUUCCAUUAAAUAUAGGCUGACUUUAUUUGCAUUUUCUAACCUUAAUUUAACUAAGUGAACUACAAAUCUCUCUCUCUCUCUCUCUCUCUCUCUCUCUCUCUCUCUCUCUCU
Molecule: messenger RNA, 5332 nt
Organism: Xiphophorus maculatus (southern platyfish)
Lineage: Eukaryota; Metazoa; Chordata; Actinopteri; Cyprinodontiformes; Poeciliidae
Product: forkhead box protein O3-like
Exons: 2
Coding region: 1010-3169 (719 amino acids)
Biological process (GO): regulation of transcription by RNA polymerase II
Cellular component (GO): nucleus
Molecular function (GO): RNA polymerase II cis-regulatory region sequence-specific DNA binding; DNA-binding transcription factor activity, RNA polymerase II-specific
Source: RefSeq, a predicted model, not a curated record